GACCGAUUCCUGCAAGUCUAAACCUUCUUUCUCUGUCUUGCUCCCGCACUGUUUUACUCUCUCGCUCACUAAUGGCUGAAACUGAAGCUGCUCCAAUGGCCGCCGUCGAAAUCCCGGUGGUGGCUGCGAAGCCUCCCAAGGAGAAGAAGGCCAGGGUGCCGAAGGAGAAGAAGCCCAAGGAGGCUAAACCAGCUCCUGCCCACCCUCCUUACUUCCAGAUGAUCAAGGAAGCAAUUACCGCCCUGCACGAGAAGAGCGGGUCGAGCGCCUACGCGAUCGCCAAGCACAUGGAGAUGAAGCACAAGGCCGUCCUCCCGGCCAACUACAAGAAGAAGCUCGCCAUGCAGCUGAAGAACGCGGCUGCCACGGGGAAGCUCAUCAAGGUCAAGGCAUCCUUCAAGCUCGCCGAGCUCGCCAAGAAGAAGGCGCCGGCCGCCCCGGCCAAGAAGCGAGCGGCUGUUGUUGCUUCAGCCGCGAAGCCCAAGGCUCCGCCAAAGAGGGCCUCGAGGGUGGAGAAGCACCCCCUGAAGAAGACCCCCAAGAAGAAGCCGGUGACGACGAAGCCUAAGGCUAAAUCGAUCAAGUCGGCCAAGUCUCCUGUCGCCAGGAAACCCCGCAGGGGCUAACUGAUCACCACAGAAAAGCUUAUCUUUUACCCCCCACCUUUCCCCUCCUUGUUUUCCAUUCUCUGUGUAAAUGCUCAACGUCCUUGUAAAAAUGAAACCUGACUUUUAUAUGAGUCCUAGAGAGAUGUUGUGUACAAA
Messenger RNA from Nymphaea colorata (pocket water lily), 764 nucleotides. RefSeq names its product histone H1-like. Gene Ontology annotation, cellular component: nucleosome; nucleus. The record is from RefSeq and is a predicted model, not a curated record. The transcript is spliced from 2 exons. Gene Ontology annotation, biological process: nucleosome assembly; negative regulation of DNA recombination; chromosome condensation. Lineage: Eukaryota; Viridiplantae; Streptophyta; Magnoliopsida; Nymphaeales; Nymphaeaceae. Bases 72 to 626 code for a protein of 184 amino acids. Gene Ontology annotation, molecular function: nucleosomal DNA binding; double-stranded DNA binding; structural constituent of chromatin.